CGCUCCCCUGUGAUUGGAGGGAGCUGUUUUAAUUGCUUCUCUUAUUAAUAAGUCCAGUCAUGAGGUGUGAAUGGAGGAUAAAACUUUCUGUGGACAGAUGUUCAGACUAAAGACAGGAUCACAGAUUAAACCUGGUUCCUGGUGGAUAUAUUCUGGAUGAAUGACUGAGAACCUUCACAACACAGUCCAUGACUAAAUAUUCUCAGCUGGCUGCGAAGAAAAGUGACACGUCCAGACUAAAAGAAGCAUUUAUCCGUGUAAAUAAAUAAACUUCCUCAACUGGGUGGAUUUCAUAUAUAUGAAUAUUCGUCAGUCCGCCUUUCUAAAAGAUAUGGGCGCUCCCGCGGCCAAGGACGCGCCUCCUAACGGGAACUUCCCUCGGUCUAAACUCUGUCUCCGUUAUCCCGCUCACAUACAGGAAUACCUACCAGGAAUACUUGGCUGUAACUAACAGAAACCAGUGAACAGAUUUCAGCCGAGCGCCUGAAGACAGAAACAAUGAUGACUGAGGAGAUCCUGGUUGAAACGCUGGAUGAGCUGAGUCCUGAGGACUUUGAUCAGUUCAAGUUGCUCCUUCACACAGAAGGUUUAUCAUUCAUCACAUCGGAGCGACUGAAAGAAGCAAACACAGAGGAUGUAGUGAAGCUGUUGUUGGAGUUGAACAGAAAAGACUGUGUGGAGGAGACCAGGAAGGUUUUAUUGAAGAUGGAGAGGACUGAUCUGGUGCCGAGGUUGUCAAAGAUCGACUCAAGAGCCAAAGAGCAACAGCAGAUUCCACUGAGCCACAGAGUGGAGUUGAUGGUGUCUGUUACAGAGCUGCUCCUGGAAACACUGGCUGAUCUGACUGACAUCCAGCUCAGAGACUUUCAUCAUCACCUGAGUGUAAUUCAUCGUCUUAGAUAUGACUACAGGUUCUCAUUGAUGCAGCAUUAUACAGACCUACAGGACACAGUGUUUACUUUGGUUCAGAGUUUUGGUCAACAGUCUGUGGAGGUGACCAUGGAGGUUUUACAGAAGAUGGAGAUGAAUGAUCUGAUGAAGAGGCUGAUAGACAGCAGCUCAGGACCCACAAAGAUACUCCUGGAUGAACAUGCUGCUCAGAUCCACAAAGAGGCAACACUGGCAGCCAUCAGAGAACUGCUUCUGGAAACACUGAAGGAUUUGAGUGAACAGGAGCUCAGUAAAGUUCAGUGGCUGCUACAGUACACCUGCUUCCAGAAAAACCUUCCACAAAUCCCACUCAGAGAAUCAGUGACUGGAGACUCAGCAGCUGUAGUGGAUCAGAUGAUGAGAACAUGUGGCCAACAGUCUUUGGAGGUGAUCAUGGAGGUCCUCAUGGACAUGAACAGGACUGAUCUGGUGCAGAGACUGUCAGAGACCAGCUCUGGACCCAAAGGUAUGAAAGAGAAUAUUGAUGCAACAAUAAUCUGA
Messenger RNA from Mugil cephalus (flathead mullet), 1431 nucleotides. RefSeq lists its product as uncharacterized. Gene Ontology annotation, molecular function: protein binding. The transcript is spliced from 6 exons. Gene Ontology annotation, biological process: regulation of apoptotic process. Gene Ontology annotation, cellular component: cytoplasm. The coding region runs from base 499 to 1431 and encodes 310 amino acids. The record is from RefSeq and is a predicted model, not a curated record. NCBI's taxonomy places the organism in Eukaryota, Metazoa, Chordata, Actinopteri, Mugiliformes, Mugilidae.